Daphnia pulicaria is the source of this 2019-nucleotide messenger RNA. Its product is annotated as F-box/LRR-repeat protein 4-like. The transcript is spliced from 12 exons. Gene Ontology annotation, molecular function: protein binding. Gene Ontology annotation, cellular component: SCF ubiquitin ligase complex. Gene Ontology annotation, biological process: SCF-dependent proteasomal ubiquitin-dependent protein catabolic process. The coding region runs from base 102 to 1847 and encodes 581 amino acids. NCBI's taxonomy places the organism in Eukaryota, Metazoa, Arthropoda, Branchiopoda, Diplostraca, Daphniidae. The record is from RefSeq and is a predicted model, not a curated record.
AAACAAAACCAUUCUUCUGCUAGAUAUUUGUAUUUUGGACUCCCCGAAUCAUAUUUUGUAAUCCCCCAAAUUUGAUCUGUGAUAGACAUUUUGAACGAUUCAUGUUGGGAAAUAGUGAAGGCCUCAUUUUCAUAGAGCAGUAUGCCAGCAAGGUGACAUACUACACUUCACAGUAUGGAAGUAUAAAUGGAGUGUCUUACACAGCCAACAAUUUAAUCGGUCCUCCUUCUCGAUAUCCGGCAUAUGGAGAUUUUCCUGAAACCUACGUUCCGAGAACAUAUGGGCCAUGGUGGAAAGAAACAUUAGUAAUUUCACCUUCUAAAGGAAAAACUGAAGUUCUCAUAACAGGACAGGAUUUUGUUGAUAUCCUGUUUCAAAAACCUGUCUAUCCAUACUGUGUAAAUGUAUAUGAAACAUAUAACUCUGGUUGUGUGAGGCGACUGUGGGCUGGUGAUGGCCAAGGAAAUUGGAAAUUGUUUCAUGAAAAUCAUAUGAAAAAGUCUCUGAAGCAUUCACAGAUAUUUUCUUCUGAACCUCAUCAUCUACAGUUUCUGACUAGCAUUAUUAGAGUUGAAAUAGACAGCAGUUUGGCCGAUUAUUAUCCAGAGAUCGAUGCUGUUCUUCUGGUUGGAACAGAAACCUAUCCUCCGUUUGAAGAAUCGCUUAAACUUUGUGUCACAGGAUUAUCUACGAAAAUUAUUGGAUUGGGGCUCCAUCGUUUAGUGCCAGGCUUCAAUGCAAUCGAAAGUAUACAACGGCUCUGUUUUAAGUACCAAGUCCCAGCGCAAUCCUCAACUAUUUGCCAUCUCAGUAAAUUACCCGAAGAAAUUUUACGCAUAAUACUCUCAUUUUUGGAUCUUCACAGCUUGUGCUCUUUAGCAUGCGUCUCGACCUCAUUCAAUAAAAUAUGCAAGGAUUCGGUGCUCUUCACUUCAGUGAAUUUAAAACCAUAUUGGUAUUGUGUCAAUCUUUCAUCAUUAGAAUGGCUGACUGUUCGAUGCCAGUGUCUGCAGUAUUUGGACAUGUCAUGGUGUGGAAACUACGGAAAAUUGAGUUCAACUGAUUUUUCAUGGUUCAUCAAGCAAUUUGGAAAGCGUUUGCGAAUUUUGCGCUUAGAGAAUUGCACUUUUCUAAAUAAUGAAGUUCUUUACUGGAUUUCAACCUGCUGCCCUUGUUUACAAGAGUUGAAUUUACGGGGAUGCCGUGAUUUAGAGUCAAAUGCGUUUUGGCAUUUGGGAAAAUUACACAUGAUGGAACGAUUAAUAUUGGAUAAUACGCAGAUUGAGUUGCCUACUCUUCUAGUCAGUUUGCAAUCGAUGACGUCGCUUUCUCACCUUUCACUUGGCGCUUGUCAAAAUCUUGCCCUUUCCGGAUCACUAGAUGAGAUUGUUCGCUGGCUAAAUCGACAUAGGCCGGGUAUUAUUUCCCUUGAUUUAUGGAGAAAUGGUCAUCUGUCAAAUCACGGAAUGGAAGUUCUAGUUGGACUUGGAAAUUUAAGGGAACUUGACAUUGGCUGGUGUGGUCUACCACCGAAUGGUAACUGGAUAUCCCUACUAGCCAAUCGCUGUCGAUCUUUGGAAAAAUUGUUCCUGACCGCCGCUAGAACAGCCAAAGACACUGAUUUGAUAGCUAUUGCGCAAUUUUGCCCUAAUUUAAGACAACUCGAUUUGCUGGGCAACAGCUACAUAACAUCGGAAGGAUGUUGCAGAAUACUAGAUCAAUGCCGAAAGCUGCAGUUACUGGAUGUUAGCUACUGUUGUCAGAUCGACGCGGGGCAUGUAUCAAAUUGGAGACGAACAUAUCCUCAUGUUAGUAUCAAGCGUAUAUUUAUCAACGAAGAAGAUUAAUUAUAAAAUUUUUUUAUUUGAAAAAUCUCGAAUGGUUUUACAAUAAUUGCCAAUAGUUUUGUGUGUGCCCGAAUAGCCAUAUCACCUAAAAGUGCCCAAUUUAAUAAUUUACAGAAUAUUAUUCUGCAACUCGCGUGUCUAAACAAUGGAAGUAAAAGCAAACAAUCUUGAA